UGCAGAGACUUAAGCUUUAACGAGUUAUGGGGAGAGAUUCCAAAGUCACUUUUCAAGUUGAAUUCGCUAAGAUACUUGUUUCUUGGAAAUAACAAGUUAACUGGUACGCUACCUUUAGAAAAGCCUGGUUAUCUUCUUAGCAUAGACUUAUCAUACAAUGGUUUAUCGGGUAGCUUUCCUGACUGGGUCGAUGAGGAUUCAGCCAAGCGUUUAAAUUUAGUUGCCAACAACUUCACGUUUGGAACAUCAAAUACUGGCCAUUUCCCUACGGGUUUGAACUGUCUUCGACGAGAAUUUUCUUGUAAUCAAGCUUCUGGACUCUAUUCUAGUUUUGGGAUCAACUGUGGGGGUCCAAAAUUUGUGAGUUCCUCUCAGGUUGUGUAUGAAAGGGAAAUUGAGAUUGAUGGUAUGGCUUCAUACUAUGUUAGUGACUCAGAAACCUGGGCUAUUAGUGAUGUUGGAUACUUUCCUGAGAGCAACAGAAACUCUAGUCAAUAUAACAGAUACAAUGACACGGAACAUCCAAUUGCAAAUACAAAUGAUCCAGACCUUUUUCAGACACAAGAAUUAUCUACUUCGUCGUUAAGAUUUUAUGGUCUAGAGCUUAAAAAUGGGAACUACACUGUGAAGCUUCACUUCGCAGAACAUGCUUUCGCAGAUUCAUCUACAUGGAGCAGCCUUGGGAGGCGUGUCUUUGAUAUAAAUAUUCAGGGGAACCGGGUUUUCAAAGAUUUUAAUAUUCAAAAUGAGGCAGGUGGGUCUUUUCGUGCUGUUACAAAGAUAUUUAAGGCACAAGUUUCAGAAAACUACAUGGAAAUUCAUCUUUUUUGGGCUGGGAAAGGUACUUGCUGCAUACCUGACGAAGGUACUUAUGGACCUUCCAUUUCAGGAAUCAGUGCAAGUCUAGAUUCUGAACCUGUAAAUAAUGUGAAGAAUGGAACCAAUGAAAUAAAGGGGACUGGUAGUCACAAGAAUGAAGCCAGUCUAAUAGUGGGGAUUGUUGUUGGUGUAGGAUUUGUUUGCUUUCUAGUUGUCACAAUUUUCAUUCUUUUUCAAAGAAGGAAAGGACGCUCCUUGGAAGAUGAAGAGCUCUUUGGAAUUGAUGAAAGACCGCAUACUUUUAGUUAUUCUGAACUCAGGAAUGCUACAGAGGAUUUUAGUUCAUCCAACAAACUCGGAGAAGGAGGUUUUGGACCGGUUACCAAGGGAAUUCUAAAUGAUGGAAGAGUAAUCGCUGUAAAGCAACUUUCAAUAAAAUCUGACCAAGGAAGAAACCAGUUUUUGGCUGAGAUUUCUACAAUAUCUGCCGUGCAACAUCGCAACCUUGUGAAGUUGUAUGGUUGUUGCAUUGAGGGUCAAAAACGUCUCCUUGUUUAUGAGUACCUGGAGAAAAAGAGUCUCGACCAAGCAUUAUUUGGAAAACGAACUUUCGUUCUUGAUUGGCCAAAACGAUUUGAUAUAUGCAUGGGUGUCGCGAGAGGCCUAACUUAUCUUCAUGAGGAAUCGAGACUUCGAAUUGUUCAUAGAGAUAUUAAAGCCAGUAACAUUCUACUUGAUGCUGAUCUCAACCCCAAAAUUUCAGAUUUUGGGUUAGCGAAGCUUUAUGAUGACAAAAAGACUCAUAUGAGCACCCUUGUUGCUGGAACAAUUGGAUAUCUUGCACCUGAGUAUGCCAUGCGUGGGCAUCUAACUGAGAAGGCUGAUGUCUUUAGUUUUGGUGUUGUGGCUCUUGAAAUUGUUAGCGGUAGGCCAAAUUCGGCCCCAGGCUUGGAGGAGGACAGAGUUUUUCUACUUGAAUGGGUAAGAAUGCUAUAUCUUUUUCCCUUCUUUCCAUCAGAAGCUUCCAUGAAAAUAAAGGUGCACAACCCUCUUACGAAAACACUUGUUUGAAAAAGUUUAUAUCUC
Molecule: messenger RNA, 1905 nt
Organism: Cucurbita pepo subsp. pepo (vegetable marrow)
Lineage: Eukaryota; Viridiplantae; Streptophyta; Magnoliopsida; Cucurbitales; Cucurbitaceae
Source: RefSeq, a predicted model, not a curated record